Molecule: messenger RNA, 1782 nt
Organism: Striga hermonthica
Lineage: Eukaryota; Viridiplantae; Streptophyta; Magnoliopsida; Lamiales; Orobanchaceae
Source: the annotation of a GenBank genome assembly
AUGGAACUUACUGAUCUUAAUUCUUCCUCGUUCCCCCCUUCACCAACUUUUUCAUCUUCCAAAGACCUUGUGUUCUCUGUGAGAAAUAUGGAGCUUAUAGAUAUUAAUUCUUCUUCUCCACCCCUCUCCUCACAAACCUGUGAAACUUCCAACGGUGCUUUGUCCUCUGUCAGCACUGUGGAACUUAUCGACCUUAAUGCUUCCUCAUCCUCCUUCAACGAGAACCACCCGAAGCGAGAUGUCAGCCUGCAUAGCCAGAUUGAGCAGACUGAAUAUAGCCCAUGCAACACCUCCUCCGUAAGAAAUGAGGAACCCACUGACCAGAAUUCUUCCCCAUCACUCCUCAGUGAAGAAGUCAGUGGGUCAUGCCUAAAUCGGCAAACUGAAAUCACCGUUCUUUAUGGCAAAACCCCCUGCAACUCUCCUGCAAGAACCACCACCUUCGCCGAGGAUGUAGUUAUUCCCAAGAGAGGACCACCACCACCAGAGACCCCCUUUGGAUCCCAGCAAAACCUCCAGAACUGUCCUGGAACUUUAUCCCUAGCCAUUAUACAGACUGGCAACCCCUCGUGUGCUGCUCAGUGCAGAGAGCAGGGUGGGCCCUGUGCUGCUCAAUGCUCUUUGCUAACAGUUGAUGAUGAUGAAUUCUGGGAAGGCGUGUCCCCUGUGGAAUUUGGGGAUCUGCCUGCACUUCAAGAUGAUGUUACAGUUGUUGGUUAUCCAAUUGGGGGUGAUACGAUCUCUGUAACAAGUGGUGUGGUAUCGCGGAUAGAAAUUCUUUCCUAUGUUCAUGGAUCAACCGAGCUUCUAGGAUUGCAGAUAGAUGCUGCUAUAAACUCUGGCAAUUCUGGAGGACCUGCUUUUAAUGACAAGGGAGACUGUGUCGGUAUUGCAUUCCAAUCACUCAAGCAUGAAGAUGCAGAAAAUAUUGGCUAUGUCAUUCCAACACCUGUCAUCAUGCACUUUAUCCAAGAUUAUGAAAAGAAUGGAACAUACACAGGAUUUCCUAUUCUCGGGAUUGAGUGGCAGAAGAUGGAAAAUCCGGACUUGCGGUUAUCCAUGGGGAUGAAGCCUGACCAGAAAGGUGUGCGUAUAAGAAGAAUUGACCCCACUGCUCCAGAAUUCCAGGUCUUGAGACCAUCAGAUAUCAUCCUUAGCUUUGAUGGCGUUAAUAUUGCCAAUGAUGGAACAGUUCCAUUUAGGCAUGGAGAGCGCAUAGGCUUUAGUUACCUUGUGUCACAGAAGUAUACUGGGGAUGAUGCUGUAAUAGAAGUUCUUCGUGAUUCUAAAUCUCUGAAGUUCAACAUCAAGAUCGGCUCGCAUAGAUGGCUCAUUCCAGCUCACAACAAAGGCCAACCUCCCUCAUAUUACAUUAUUGCUGGUUUUGUUUUUACAACUGUUUCAGUUCCAUAUCUCCGUUCUGAGUAUGGGAAGGAGUACGAGUAUGAAGGCCCAGUAAAGUUGUUGGACAAACUCAUGCACGGAAUGCAGCAAUUACCUGAGGAACAAAUUGUUGUCGUUUCUCAGGUGCUCGUGGCCGACAUCAACAUUGGAUACGAGGACAUUGUUAACACUCAGAUUCACGCCUUCAACGGUCAGCCUGUGAAGAAUCUGAAGAGCUUGGCUAGGAUGGUAGAGAGCUGUGAUGAUGAAUAUUUGAAAUUCGACUUAGAAUACCAACAGAUUGCCGUCUUACAAACAAAGAAUGCGAAAGCAGCUACAUUGGACAUUCUUUCAACCCAUUGUAUACCAUCAGCCAUGUCGGAUGAUCUCAAGGCAUAA